AUGGCGAGUGUCCGCGCAGCCUCCAGACUUCUCUCCAAAAAGACUUUGUUUAAGUCUAAAGCAAUCCCUGCUGCUGCAGUGGACCGCUCGAGAAAUUUUCACUUCUCCAUCUAUGGGAAGAAAAAUAAUGCAAAAGUGUCUGGUGAUAUUUCUACCCAGUACCCAGUAGUGGACCAUGAAUUUGAUGCGGUGGUAGUUGGAGCUGGGGGAGCAGGCCUAAGAGCUGCCUUUGGUCUCUCGGAGGCUGGUUUUAACACUGCAUGUGUAACCAAACUGUUUCCAACCAGGUCCCACACUGUGGCAGCACAGGGUGGCAUCAACGCAGCACUGGGGAACAUGGAGGAAGAUGACUGGAGGUGGCAUUUCUAUGAUACCGUGAAGGGAUCUGAUUGGUUGGGAGAUCAGGAUGCUAUCCAUUAUAUGACAGAACAAGCCCCUGCAGCUGUAGUUGAGCUGGAAAAUUUUGGAAUGCCAUUCAGUCGAACUGAGGAUGGAAAAAUUUACCAAAGGGCCUUUGGUGGCCAGAGCCUUAAGUAUGGAAAGGGAGGACAGGCCCAUCGCUGCUGCUGUGUAGCAGACCGAACUGGACAUUCAUUAUUGCAUACUCUUUAUGGACGGUCACUUCGUUAUGACACAAGUUACUUUGUGGAGUACUUUGCCCUUGACCUGCUCAUGGAGAAUGGCGAAUGUAAAGGAGUCAUUGCUUUGUGCAUGGAAGAUGGCUCUAUCCACCGCUUCAGAGCCAACAAUACGGUCAUUGCCACUGGGGGGUAUGGUCGCACCUAUUUUAGCUGUACAUCUGCGCACACAAGCACAGGGGAUGGAAAUGCCAUGGUUACUCGAGCUGGUCUUCCUUGCCAAGAUUUGGAGUUUGUGCAGUUUCAUCCCACAGGUAUUUAUGGUGCUGGGUGCCUGAUCACUGAGGGCUGUCGCGGAGAGGGUGGAAUAUUAAUUAACAGUGAAGGAGAGCGUUUUAUGGAACGCUAUGCACCCAACGCAAAAGACCUGGCUUCCAGAGAUGUUGUGUCCCGCUCAAUGACUAUAGAAAUUCGAGAGGGCAGGGGUGUUGGCCCAGAGAAGGACCAUGUGUACCUGCAGCUGCACCACCUUCCUCCACAGCAGCUGGCCACUCGGCUGCCUGGGAUCUCAGAGACCGCUAUGAUCUUUGCUGGAGUUGAUGUGACAAAGGAGCCAAUACCUGUUCUUCCCACAGUACAUUACAACAUGGGAGGAAUACCCACCAACUUCAAGGGACAGGUGAUCACCUAUGAAAAUGGAAAUGAUAAAGUUGUCCCAGGCCUGUACGCUUGCGGUGAGGCUGGCUGUGCCAGUGUACAUGGUGCUAAUCGCCUUGGCGCCAACUCCCUUUUGGAUCUUGUGGUGUUUGGCAGAGCCUGUGCUCUUACAAUUGCUGAAGAACACAAACCAGGAGAAAAAUUAUCCCCUCUGCAGUCCAAUGCAGGCGAAGAGUCUGUGGCAAAUUUGGAUAAAUUGAGAUAUGCCAAUGGUUCCUUAAGGACAUCGGAAAUUAGGCUUAAUAUGCAGAAGACAAUGCAAGCCCAUGCGGCUGUGUUCCGUACUGGACCUGUGCUGAAGGAAGGCUGCGACAAGAUGGAUGACUUGUAUACAACUUUAGAUGAUUUGAAGACAUUUGACAGAGGCAUUGUGUGGAAUACUGAUUUGGUGGAGACUUUGGAGCUGCAAAACCUGAUGUUGAACGCUGUGCAGACGAUCCACUCAGCUGAGCAGAGGAAGGAGAGCAGAGGAGCUCAUGCCAGAGAGGACUUCAAGGAUCGAAUUGAUGAGUAUGACUACUCCAAGCCCCUGCAGGGUCAGGAGAAGGUACCCUACGAAAAGCACUGGAGGAAGCACACAUUGUCCUAUGUCGAGCCUAAAACUGGAAAGGUCACUCUUAAGUACCGUCCUGUGAUCGACCACUCUCUGGAUGAGCAGGAUUGUGCCCAUGUUCCUCCUGCCAUCCGCUCUUACUAA
Knipowitschia caucasica is the source of this 1992-nucleotide messenger RNA. NCBI's taxonomy places the organism in Eukaryota, Metazoa, Chordata, Actinopteri, Gobiiformes, Gobiidae. The record is from the annotation of a GenBank genome assembly.